AUGCCUUUAGCCGCACAGGCGCGGCGGUGCGCCCGUCCUGGUGUGCGCCCAUUCGCUCUCUCCCCGAAUACCUUCAUUCGCCUCGCCACGAACACUGCAAGCCUCCGAAAGCUUGACCUUCCUGCACUAGACAAGAAAUGGCAGGCUCAAUGGAGAUCGGACGCGAUCUCAGCGCCAUGCAGUACCGAAAAGGCGUCCGAACCCAAACCGAAGUCCUACAUCUUAUCGAUGUUCCCCUACCCCUCGGGCACGCUACAUAUGGGCCAUCUUCGCGUAUAUACGAUUUCAGAUGUGCUGUCACGGUUUUAUAAGAUGCGUGGGCAUGAUGUUCUGCAUCCGAUGGGGUGGGAUGCCUUUGGGUUGCCAGCAGAAAACGCAGCCAUUGAACGCGGCGUGGAUCCCGCAGAAUGGACACAGCAAAAUAUAACGAAAAUGAAGGCUCAGUUAGAUAGUAUAUCUGCUGGAUUUGACUGGAAUCGGGAACUUGCUACUUGUGCACCGGAUUUUUACGAGCACACCCAACGACUAUUCUUGAUGCUACAUGAGAAAGGGUUGGCAUACCAAGCUGAGGCUCUGGUGAACUAUGACCCUGUCGACAAGACCGUACUCGCCAAUGAGCAAGUGGAUGCCAAUGGCUUCUCAUGGCGAUCGGGGGCCAAGGUCGAGAAAUUGAAUCUCAAACAGUGGUUCUUCCGGAUCACAGACUUUAAAGAAAUGUUAUUGAAGGAUCUGGACUCGCUCGCUGGGGGCUGGCCAGAGCGUGUUCUAUCCAUGCAACGGAACUGGCUUGGAAAAUCGAACGGUGCUAAGAUCAGAUUCCCUGUGGCCGUUGACGGCACAAAGGUCCACGUUGACGUCUUUACCACACGACCAGACACCCUUUACGGUGUUGAGUAUGUGGCUCUGUCACUAGACCAUCCCAUCGUUUUGAGUGCUGCGGAGAAAGAUGCCUCGCUUCGCCAGUUCCUGGAUGAGGCAUCUUUACUUCCACCUGACUCCAAGGCCGGCUACCGCCUGGCUGACGUUACAGCAACUCAUCCUUUGCUGAGAAUUGAUAAUGAAAGCCCUCAAUUGGCGAGGGAUCUCCCCGUCUUUGUUGCGCCCUAUGUUCUCAGUGAUUAUGGCGAGGGUGCAGUCAUGGGUGUGCCAGGCCAUGACGCUAGAGACAUGGCGUUCUUUAAGGAGAAUGCGAACCCGGAGUCAAUUCCUAUUGUCAUUGAAUCAGAACCAUCUCAAGAAAUUGUCACCGCAGUCUCUGCCCAGGAUGCGAAGGCUUUUACACAGGAAGGUUUCCUCACCUCGCAGUGUGGAAAGUAUCGAGGACUGCACUCCAAGGAGGCUGCACAGCAGAUUGUCAACGAUCUCAGCAAAGAGGGACAGGCCAAAUUUACCGAAACCUGGCGGUUACGAGACUGGUUGAUCAGUCGGCAACGGUACUGGGGUGCACCUAUUCCCAUCAUCCACUGUGGCGAGUGUGGCCCGGUUCCUGUGCCGAAAGAAGACCUUCCCGUCAAAUUGCCGAAGAUCCAAGGGGAGUGGUUAAAGGGGAAGAAGGGAAAUCCCCUUGAGUCAUCCGAGGAAUGGCUUCACACAAAUUGCCCCAGCUGUGGAGGGCCCGCAAAGCGUGACACAGAUACCAUGGAUACCUUUGUGGACUCAUCUUGGUAUUUCCUCCGCUUCCUGGACGCGGCAAACAAAGAUGCCCCAUUCUCGGCUUCAGUCGCGCGGCCAGUAGAUGUCUACGUCGGAGGUGUGGAGCAUGCUAUUCUGCAUCUGCUCUACGCUCGGUUCAUUUAUAAGUUCCUUGCUCAGUCAGAUUUAUUUCCAGCCGCCGCACCUGGUGGGCAAUCGGUAGCAGAGCCCUUUAAGAUGCUUCUGUCCCAGGGUAUGGUUCAUGGCAAGACCUUCACGGAGCCAUCGACAGGUCGAUUCUUACUUCCGCACGAAGUCGAUCUCACAAAACCUGACAAGCCCUUGAUCACGGGCACCCAGAUCACCCCUAAUAUUUCAUUCGAGAAAAUGUCAAAGAGCAAGCACAAUGGCGUUGAUCCCACGACCUGUGCAUCCAAGUAUGGUGCCGAUGCCACACGUGCGCACGUUCUCUUCUCGGCACCUGUUAGCGAAGUCCUGGAGUGGGAUGAAUCCAAGAUCGUCGGAGUUGAGCGCUGGUUCGGCCGGCUUUGGAAGCUCGUCCUUGACACUCAGCAAACACUGGCUGAUGCAUCCUUCGCCAUUCCCUUGGUUGAUCUGAAGAAUCCUGCCGGUCACGCCAUGUCUUUGCCUCGGUCACUCCAGGAUCUGAGCAACUCCGAUGCGGACGCUGUACUAGCGACCCAUAACACCAUCUCGUCUGUCACUAGCUGUAUCGAGAGCAACCCCUACGGCCUGAAUACCGUCAUCUCGGAUCUGACCAAAUUGACCAACGCCCUGUCCUCGGCAUCUCCCUCUUCUCCCCUCGCCCUCUACAUAUCCGUCUCUUCCCUCCUCCGCCUUCUAGCGCCUAUUGCCCCUGCGCUAGCCUCCGAGUCUUGGGUAGUAUUGCAUGACUCUGCUAUGAAGCAAUCCGACCCUGCAACUCCCGUGCCAUCUAUCUUUUCGUCUCCUUGGCCUACCGCCCUUCUCACCCCCGAACAAGCCGAGGCUCUAUCCUCCCGUGGUGGCCAGACGGUAGCUGUUCAAAUUAACGGAAAGCUCCGCUGUGCGGUUACCAUUCCACGCUGGCCAUCUGCCGAAGAUGCCCCUCUGACUAAGGGCAAAGCCCCGGCUGCUUCCAAGGAAGAACAAGACUGGAUUAUCGAUCGAGUCUUGGAGACUACCGAAGGCAAUUCGUGGCUGCGCGAAAAGAACGACUGGGAGAAGAGACGACGAGUCAUCGUUGUCAAGGGCAAAUUGGUGAACGUCGUGUUCUGA
Messenger RNA from Penicillium pulvis, 2910 nucleotides. RefSeq names its product leucine--tRNA ligase NAM2. Lineage: Eukaryota; Fungi; Ascomycota; Eurotiomycetes; Eurotiales; Aspergillaceae. Gene Ontology annotation, molecular function: leucine-tRNA ligase activity; ATP binding; aminoacyl-tRNA deacylase activity. Bases 1 to 2910 code for a protein of 969 amino acids. The record is from RefSeq and is a predicted model, not a curated record. Gene Ontology annotation, cellular component: mitochondrion. The transcript is spliced from 2 exons. Gene Ontology annotation, biological process: mitochondrial translation; leucyl-tRNA aminoacylation.